Molecule: messenger RNA, 14006 nt
Organism: Symphalangus syndactylus (siamang)
Lineage: Eukaryota; Metazoa; Chordata; Mammalia; Primates; Hylobatidae
Gene: ZNF891
Product: zinc finger protein 891
Biological process (GO): regulation of transcription by RNA polymerase II
Cellular component (GO): nucleus
Molecular function (GO): RNA polymerase II transcription regulatory region sequence-specific DNA binding; DNA-binding transcription factor activity, RNA polymerase II-specific
Source: RefSeq, a predicted model, not a curated record
CACGCACCCUCAACACACACCGUUACGCACGCGCCCCAGCCUGGCGUUCAGGCCGCGCCCCGCCCCCAGUCCGUCAGCUGCGCGCCCCGGGACCCUAGAGCCGGCGAUUCCUCGCCGGCGCCCCAGCCGCUACCUUGUGCCGGACACUGCGGGCCUUCCGCCGAGAGCGCGUUCGUGACGCACAGACCAGGCUCCUCCGCGGGGCGGCGCACGAACUCCUGGGAAACGUAGUUCGGCCUCGCGUCCCUCUGAGGCGGGACCGCGGACGCCUGGAGGCAAGCACUGAGGACGGGGAGGACUUCAGGUGAAAUACAUCCCUCCUGUGACUGGAUUGGAGACACAAGAACAGAAACAUCCUGAUCUCUCUACUUUACUGUGCAGGCUUAUGUACUCAUAAAAUGGCAGUUAUGGACCUAUCCUCCACAUGGGCUUUAACUAAACAGGACUCUGCCUGUUUCCAUCUGAGAAAUGCUGAAGAGGAAAGGAUGAUUGCUGUAUUUCUGACAACCUGGUUACAGGAACCAAUGAGUUUCAAAGAUGUAGCUGUGGAGUUCACUCAGGAGGAGUGGAUGAUGCUGGAUUCUGCUCAAAGAAGUCUGUACAGAGAUGUGAUGUUGGAAAACUAUAGAAAUCUCACCUCCGUGGAAUAUCAGUUGUGCAGGCUUACUGUGAUCUCCCCAUUGGAUCAAGAAGAGAUAAGGAAUAUGAAAAAGGGAAUUCCCCAAGCCAUCUGUCCAGACCAGAAGAUUCAACCUAAAACCAAAGAAUCAACUGUGCAGAAAAUUUUGUGGGAGGAACCAUCCAAUGCAGUGAAAAUGAUAAAACUCAAAAUGCAUAAUUGGUCCUCCAUAUUAAGAGAAGACUGGGAAUGCCGUAAGAUCAGAAAACAGCAUAAGAUUCCAGGGGGACAUUGGAGGCAAAUGACAUAUGCUCCAAAGAAAACAGUAUCUCAGGAGCUAUUCCAUGACUAUCAUGAAUUGUGGGAAAACUCUAAACUUAGAUCAAAACUUAUUUUUUCACAGAGCAUUUUCACCAGUAAGCAUUGCCAAAAAUGUUACUCAGAGAUUGGAUGUUUGAAACACAAUUCAAUCAUAAACAAUUAUGUGAAAAACUGUAUAAGUGAGAAGCUCUAUGAAAGUCAUGAAUGUGAUACAACUCUAUGGCAUCUUCAGAGAAAUCAAACAGUACAAAAAGAGUACACAUAUUCUAAACAUGGAAUGCACUUCACACGUAAUAUAUUUUCUGUACCUAACAAUUUGCAUAUGGCACAGAAUGCCUGUGAAUGUAAUAAAGAUGAAAUGCUGUGUCAUCAAUCAUCCCUUAAGAAACAAGGACAAACUCAUACUGAUAAGAAACAUGAAUGUAAUCAAUGUGGAAAAACCUUCAAAAGGAUUUCUAAUCUUACUUUACACAAGAAAAGUCACAUGGGUGAGAAACAAUAUGAAUGUAAAGAAUGUGGUAAAGUGUUCAGUGAUUCCUCAACCUUAAGGAGACAUGUAAGAACUCACACUGGAGAGAAACCCUAUGAAUGUAAUCAAUGUGGAAAAGCUUUCAGUCAAAAAACAUCCCUUAAGGCUCACGUGAGAACUCACACUGGAGAGAAACCUUAUGAAUGUAAUCAGUGUGGAAAAUCCUUUGGCACAAGCUCUUACCUUAUAGUGCACAAGAGAAUACACACUGGAGAAAAACUCUAUGAAUGCAGUGAGUGUGGAAAAGCCUUCAACACGAGCUCUCACCUUAAAGUUCAUAAGAAAAUUCAUACCGGAGAGAAUCUUUAUGAAUGCAGUGACUGUGGGAAAGUUUUCAGUGGGCUCUCAUCCCUUAGAAUGCAUAUAAGAACUCACACUGGAGAGAAACCCUAUGAAUGUAAGGAAUGUAGGAAAGCCUUCAGUGUUUCCUCUUCCCUUAGGAGGCAUGUGAGAAUUCACACUGGAGAGAAACCCUAUGAAUGUAUUCAGUGUGGAAAAGCCUUCAGUCAGAGCUCUUCACUUAUUAUACACCAGAGAAUUCAUACUGAGAGAGAAACCCUGUAAGUGUUAUGAAUGUGGAAUUGCCGUUUUCAUUGUCUUAAGGUGGAUUCCAAGCUCCUUGUCUCAGUCUUUGUUCUCUAAAAUAACCAUUUAAGGUUACAAAUGGCUCUUUUUUUAAUAUAACAUUUUGUUCUAUAAAUACUAAUUAGGACUUUUUUUUGAUCCAUGGCUGUUUAGAAUUAGGUAUUUUUAAUAUGUGAGGUAGGUAUAUUUUCAGUUAUCUUUUUAUUGUUGGUUUCUGGGUUAAUUCCAUUUUGUUCAGAGAAUCUGGACUAUAUUUUACUGCUUUGUUGGUGUUUUUAUGAAAGUUGUUUUCUGGCCCAGUGAGACUGCUAUUGCUAGCAGCCAACCAAACAUUUGAGCACAUCUUUCCUUACUAAUGAAUUCCAUCUUAGCCAAGAACAAUAAGGUCUCUGGUUAUAGAACUCUUCUUUGACUUCUUGUAGCUAAGGGUAGCCAUAUCAUUCAUUCUUGCUGAUUCAAAAAUAGACAUAUCACUGGGAACAGAACUAUCUAUCUUGUCCUCUACUUUUUGCACUUCAUCUUUGUCCCUGUGAAUUGGCCAUUCCUGAAGCUGCUGAAAGAGCUAUCUUGUGAUCACGAAAAUGACAACUGUAGCCGAGGGAUGAAGUAGAAGAAAAAGAUCCCUGUUCCUCAAAGAAAUCUUUAAAUAGUUGUACCAGCCCUGCACUGCUUGUAUCUGGACAUGUUCCUAUGUGAGAAAAAUAAGGUUUUUUGUUUGUUUGUUUGUUUUUUGAGAUGGAGUCUCGCUCUGUUGCCCAGGCUGGAGUGCAGUGGCACAAUCUCAGCUCACUGCAGCCUCCACCUCCCAGGUUCAAGUGAUUCUCCUGCCUCAGCCUCCUGAGUAGCUGGGAUUACAGGCGCCACCGCCAUGCCUGGCUAAUUUUAGUAUUUUUAAUAGAGAUGGGGUUUCACCAUGUUGGCUAGGCUGGUCUCAAACUCCUGACCUCAGGUGAUCCACCCACCUCGGCCUCCCAAAGUGUUGGCAUUACAGGCAUGAGCCACCAUGCCUGGCUGAGAAAAAUGUGUUAAUUGAUUUUUUCUUUUUUCUUUCUUUUUUUUUUUUUUUUUUUUUUCAAUUUUUCAGACAGAGUCUCUUUCUCUCAGGCUAGAAUGCAGUGGUGUGGUCACGGCUCAUUGCAACCUCAACCUCCUGGGCUCAGGUGAUCCACCACAGUCUCCUCAGUAGUUGGGAUCACAAAUGCAUGCCACCAUGCCUGGCUAAUUUUAAAAAUAUAUAUUUUGUAGAUACAGGCUCUUCCUACAUUGCUCAGGCUGGUCUCAAACUCCUGGGCUCAAGCAGUCCUCCUGCCUUUGCCUCCCAAAGUGCUAGGAUUACAGGCAUGAGUGACCAUGCCUGGCUCUUACUGAUUUUUUUUUAAAGCACUACAUAAAUACAGUCAACACAGUCACCAUAUUGUAGAAAAACAGAGGUAUAUAGAGUUAAAUGUUUUAUGUUGGAUGUACACAUUUGAAGAGGAACAUAGAAAAAAGUAUGAAAAGGAAUGUUGACUGAGCUUUUAUGCUUAAGUGGCAGAUGAAGAUAGAACCAAGAUCACUGAAAGCAAGUGUUUUGAACAGCAAAAAGAGUAUCCCAAUAUUUCAGCAUUGGAACUACAGAAAGUUUUCAGAUAGAGGGGAAGUUACCAAUUUUAAAUGCUAAGUAAAGCAUGGGAUUUUGCUGCUUGGUCUUGCAGAUACUGACCAGAUUAGUUCUAACAAAAUAUGGAAGGAGUGGCAUACCGUGGAAGAAAGAAGGCAGUAGCUGCUGUUGUAGUUAUUCAUGUUAGCCUCAGAGGAUGGUGAGACAUCCAGAUGAAGAGGUUGGUAUGCAAUUCUAGAACUGAGGAGGUGUCUAGAGAUAUAAAUUUUAGUGACAUCAGUAAAGAGACUAUAACAGGCUUUGGAAGGUGAAUAAGAAUGAAAAGAGAAUGUCUGCCACCAACCCUGAAGACAUACAUUUAAAGGAACCAUAGUAGAGAGAUAAGAGGAAAACAAGAACAGUGGAGUUUCGCUGAACCAAGACAAACGAGUUUCAAAAAGGAAGGUGAAGUUGGCCAGGUGUGGUGGUUCACGCCUGUAAUCCUGGCACUUUGAGAGGCUGAGGCGGGCAGAUCACAAGGUCAGGAGAUCAAGACCAUCCUAGCCAACAUGGUGAAACCCUGGUUCUACUAAAAUACAAAAAUUAGCCGGGUGUGGUGGCACACACCUGUAGUCCCAGCUACUCAGGAGCUGAGGCAGAAGAAUCACUUGAACCCAGGAGGCAAAGGUUGCAGUGAGAUGAGAUCUCACCACUGCACUCCCGCCUGGUGACACAGCAGGACUCCAUCUCAAAAAAAAAAAAAAGAAGGUGAAGGUAACUGUUUUUAGUGUUACUUAGGGAUCCAAUUAGAUGAAGUCUAAAAAGGUAAACAUACAGCCAUGUGAAGAUCAUUUGUGAUUGUAGUUGGAAAUAACAUAGUGGUACAUUGAAGAUGGUUGCUAGAUUGGGCUGACUUUAGGAAUCAAUAAAGGGCAAGGAAGUAAAGACUGGAUGUAGACAAGUUUGAAUAAUAGGAGAAAGGGUAGUAGCUGGAGAGAGAUUUGGAGUAAAGAGAUAAUAUGUUUAAAAUAUGAAAAACUAGAACAUGUUUGUAUUCUAAUGUGAUGAAUGUAGUAUGGUGAGGUUUAGUAUGCAGCUUAAUAAAGUUUAAUAUAAGCUUCUGAGAAUGGGGUGUAGAUGUUUAGAGCACAAACAAAAGUAUUGGUGUUUGCCAUGAGGCGGAGGGAUACUCCCAGCAUUCUUUCAGGAGUGGAAAAAUGGGUGGGUUGGUUUAAAUUACCUGUUUUUUUAUUUACACCUGACUGCACUGAGCAGUGAUCAGAAUAUGUGAACUAUAUAAUGUUUUGUGUUUCCUAAGAACUACUGUGUGGCAGCCACUGCUAAUUACUAACCAAGUAAAUGUAUUUUUUAUUCUUUAUGAAUAGAUCUUCAGUUUUGCUAACAGUAGUAUUGUAUUUAGCUACUACUACUUAUCCCAACACCUCUUUGUAGCCUUGAUGACAUUUCUACUGUUCCUGGCCAAUAAGAUAUAGAUAUAUGAUUAUAGGUUUCAUGGUAAGAUUAUUUGCUAAGAGGAACAUGGAUGAAAUACUGCAAGGAGGUUUUAGUGAAGAAGAUCUCUAUGCAUUUGAAAGUCCUUCCAAGUUAUCAAUAGAGCCAUCAGUGGAGAAGACAGCAAAGCAAGUAGCAAAGUCCACGUGAAUGAGGAGAGGUCAUUUAAAUAAAAGAUAGCAAGGAAGAGAUGGAGAAAGUGGUAUAACUAGAUGGUAUGAGCUUCAAAGGAAGGAGUGGUUUUCACCAGGCUGCAAUGGUUAGAAGCAGUGUUAGGGAGCAAGGAAGAUACUGAUCCCACUUCCAACCUGUGGAUAUGUGGAAUACUUGAGAAUAAGCCCCCUUGUGAUGUGAUUGUUGUCAGGUAGGUGUUUUUUCCUCCCCAGGGAACAGCCAAGUUUAAAUUAAUGAAAGGAAAUGUUCAGGGAAAUAGUUGAGGAUAUUAAGGGAGUUUAUUAGGGGAAUCUCAGAGGGCACCAUGAAAGAGUCUCCAGAAGGGCAGGGGUUUUGGGUUUCUGGCUUUGGCCUGAGGAAUGCAGAAGAUUGUAAUGACAGUAUUGAUAGAGGAAAAAAGACCAGAUCAGGGGCUAUGACCAGUGAAAACAAAAUUUAGAGGGAGUAUAGGUUAAAUCCCAGCAGUCUAUAGGAAGAUGAUGGGUAUUUAGGUCAAAUAGGAUUCAUUUGUAGCUUGGAAAGGAGAGCCUGCAGUCAUGCUGUGAAACCAAGUGGUUUCGGGUGUUAGCAGCCCUGGUGGGUAUAGCACUAGCCAUCAGUAGUUAGAAAAUGGUCCCAACUGGCCGGGUGCAGUGGCUCACGCUUGUAAUCCCAGCACUUUGGGAGGCCGAGGCAGGCGGAUCACGAAGUCAGGAGAUCGAGACCAUCCUGGCUAACAUGAAACCCUGUCUCUACUAAAAAUACAAAAAACCAGCCGGGUGUGAUGGCGGGCGCCUGUAGUACCAGCUACUCGGGAGGCUGAGGCAGGAGAAUGCCGUGAACCUGGGAGGCGGAGGUUGUGGUGAGCCAAGAUCGCGCCACUGCACUCUGGCCUGGGUGACAGAGCAAGACUCCAUCUCAAGAAAAUGGUCCCAACUGCAUGUGGUCCUUGGGUGAGAUCAUCUUAAGGAGUACUCAGCAAGGGAUUGUAUUUUGCUUGGUUAGGACUGGAAUUUACAUUCUAAUUUUGGCCCAGUGAUCUUGGAACAGAUUGAGCAUCUCAAAUCUGAAAAUCUGAAAUUCAGAAUGCUCCAAAACCUGAAACCUUGUGCGCCGAUGUGACUUUCAAAAGAAAUGCUCAUUGGAGCAUUUAAAAUUUUGGAUUUUCAGAUUUGUGAUGCUCAACUAGUAGGUAUAAUGCAAAUAUUCCAAAAUCCAAAACACUUCUGGUCCCAAGCAUUUUGGAUGAGGAAUACUCAUCCCGUACACCAGCAGGUAGACUCAGGCACAGUCUCACUCGGCAUCUCACCUGGAUUUUAUUGCAGUAGCCUCCUAACUGGUUUCUCUGACUUGAAUCGUACUUUGCUUUAGUAUGUUUUCUAUGCAGCUGCCAUGGUAUCCUAUUAAAAAAGCAAAACAAAAACUUUGUGGUUUUUAAUUAUAAAACUGAUACAUGCAUACGAGAAAACAAUGUAAAUAACUUCUGCCCUACACAGAAGGGAAACCCUAGAUUCUAUUGCCUUAAAAAUUAAUAUUGUAGGUGAAUGUGCAUUCUGUCAGACUUUAUGUACAUACAAACAUUUGUUUUCAUUUUAUAAAAAUUGAGUUACACCUUUUAUCCCACAUCUUUUUUUUUUUUUUUGAGGAGUUUUGCUCUUGUUUCCCGGGCUGGAGUGCAGUGGCACAUUCUCGGCUCACAGCAACCCCUGCCGCCUCCUGGGUUCAAGCGAUUCUCCUGCCUCAGCCUCCCAAGUAGCUGGGAUUACAGGCAUGUGCGACCACUCCUGGCUAAUUUUGUAUUUUUAGUAGAGACAGGGUUUCUCCAUGUUGGUCAGGCUGGUCUCAAACUCCUAACCUCAGGUGAUCCGCCCACCUCAGCCUCCCAAAUUGUUGGGAUUGUGAGGCCAUCGCCCCCGGCCAUCCAACAUCUUUUUAAACAUCUUUCCGUGUCAGCACACGUAGUUCUAUUUCAUUUGUAAUAGCUGCUUAAUAUUUGAUUAUAUGCUUGUACCAUAAUAUAUUUGAUCCAUUUGCCUCCAGAGUUUUUAUAACAAUACUGCAAUCAAUAAUAUUGUUUAUAUAUUGUGCUUUCCUAUCAACUGUUCUCUACACUUCCCAGGGUGAUCCAUCUAAAGUACUAACCUGAUCAUAUAACAUUUCACUUUUAAUCUUCUUCUGGCAUUUUUCUCCAGUUAAGAUAAAAUCUUUUUACAAGACCUUGCUCAAACUCUUGCCUUUUCAGGCCUCAUCUCUGAUCAUUCCCUUUAUCUUCACUGUCUCCCUAACUUAACCUGUCCUAUUUAUCCUUUAGGUAUUGUGUCCUUCAUCUGCUUUAACAAUGCUUGUCACACUUUCACACUGUAUUGCCUGUUUGUGUAUUGUGCCCUCUACACUGUAAGUUUUGGUAAGGUGGGAACUUUGUCUAAAUUUUUCAUUGUUUUAUUACUUGGCCCAGUAUAGGUGUUCAGUUAAAUAUUUAUGAUUCUUCAGCAAAUUUUGUGCCUUUUCUUUUACUUAGCAUUCUAGUGGAAGUUUAACUUAAAAGCUAUUUAAGUGAUUGUAAGGUAAAAGUUGCAAGGAGCUGGGUGCAAUGGCCUGUGCCUGUAGUCCUAUCUACUCUGGAGGCUGAGGUGGGAGGAUUGCUUGGGCCCAGGAGUUUGAGACCAGCCUGAGUAACAUGAGACUCCAUUAUAGUAAAAAUGCAUGGAAUUAAUUUUUCUUCUAGGUAUAGGAAAAUGUUCCACCAUAACAGGUGUGCAGAAACUAAGACUGUUAGGACAACAGCAGUUUAAUGUUAUUUAUAUUAUGUCCCUCUCCUAGUCCUUCUCCUCUCUUCCCUCAUCCCACUCACCACCACCCCAUUCACUACACAAGCUGAUUUUUUGUAGAGCUAGUGUUCAUAUUUUGUUCCAUUAUGUAUUAUAAUAUGAAAAGGGAUGAGUUGACCAAGUGUUGGUGAGUGUGUGGUAUACUUGCUUUAAACUACCAAUGGAAGCAUAAAUUAGUACAAACUUACUGGGUGGGUGUGGUGGCUCACAUCUGUAAUCCCAGCACUUUCAGAGGCUGAGGUGAGUAGAUUGCUUGAGCCCAGGAGUUUGAAACCAGCCUAGGCAACAUGGCAAAACCCCAUCUCUACCAAAAAAAAAAAAAAAAUUACCCAUGGUAGCAUGAAUCUGUGGUCCCAGCCACUAGGGAUGCUGGGGUAGGAGGAUCACUUGAGCUGCAGUGGGGUUGAGGCUGCAGUGAGCUGUGAUUGCACCACUGCACUCCAGCCUGGGUGACAGAGUAAGACCCUGUCUAAAAACAAAAGCAAACCAAAAAAAAACUUGGGACAGUUAAGCAAUAAAUGUCCAAAGCUGGAUUACUUAUAACUUUUAAAUAUGUAAAACCUAGCAAUUUUAAGCUGAGAUUUUAUAAAAGGAUUCUUCAUAUAAGCAUGUAUAAGUAACAAUAUUCACCUCAGUUUCAUGCCCUAAUGAAAAACUGGAAAAUUCCUAAAUUCCCAGUAACAGUCAAUAAAAUGGAAUAUAAUGCAGUCAUUAAAAUGUAAUUCUGUGUGGAUUGACAUGUGGAGAUAUAUUUGAUACAUUAUGAAUUUUAAAUAGUCACAAAAUAUGGUAUGACUUUUUAAUGCAUGUUAUAAAUAUGUGUGUGCAUUGAAAAUAUGGAAAGACAUAACACCAAAGUUUUAUCAAUGAUUAUUUAUGUCAUAAUUUUUUUCUUUUGUCUUAAGAUGUCUAGUUUAGUGAACAGAGCUGUGGUCUAUUUUUUAAAAAUAAUUCUAUCAUUAACUUUUUAAUAAAUACUUUUUAAAGCAUGAUUUUAAUAUCUUCAAAGUUGUAAAGUAAAUAAUUUGCUUAGGCUGUUGUUGGACACAUAGAUUCUUUUCAUUUUUUUAAAUACCAGAUUUAAAAAAUUGAAAAAAUAUAUAUGUAUAUUUUUUUGAGACGGAAUCUCGCUCUGUCACCCAGGCUGGAGUGCAGUGGCGCAAUCUCUGCUCACCGCAAGCUCCACCUCCUGGGUUCAUGCCAUUCUCCUGCCUCAGCCUCCCGAGUAGCUGGGACUACAGGCGCACACCACCAUGCCCGGCUAAUUUUUUGUAUUUUUAGUAGAGACACGGUUUCACCGUAUUAGCCAGGAUGGUCUCGAUCUCCUGACCUUGUGAUCUGCCCGUCUUGGCCUCCCAAAGUGCUGGGGAAAAUAUAUUUUUUAACUUACCAUUUCUAUCUCCUACCUUUUAAAGGCAAACUUUUUGAAAGUGUUGAUAAAGGGUGUGGAUACUUUUUAGACUUCCUCUUACUCUAGGCAAAAUUCAAAAUAUGAAGGAUACAAAUAAGUUUCUCUGAUAAGAACAGGGAAUUGUGUUAGAAAAAGCAGUCAGGGCUAGGCGCGGUGGCACACGCCUGUAAUCCAGUAUUUUGGGAGGCAGAGGUGGGUGGAUUGCCUGACCUCAGGAGUUCGAGACCAGCCUAGGCAACAUGGUGAAACCCCAUCUCUACUAAAAAUACAAAAAAUAGCUGGGUGUGGUGGCACGCGCCUGUAGUCCCAGCUACUGGGAGGCUGAGGCAGGAGAAUCACUUGAACCCAGGAGGCGGAGGUUGCAUUGAGCCAAGAUAGUGCUACUGCACUCCAACCUGGGUGACAGAGCAAGACUCUGUCUCAAAAAAGAAAGAAAAAAGAAAGAAAAAAAGCAAUCAGGAAAGGUCUCCAUGAGAAAAUAACAUUUAACUUGAAAUACGAAGGUAAAGAAGGAGUAGGGUGCUCCUUCUUCCAGCUCCAUGGGCAGAGGUGGAGGGACAGAGGAAGAGCUUUCUAAAUAGAAGAGCAAAAGGACUCAUCAGGAUUUGACAUAUUUGUGGAACAGAAAGUAAGUCCAGUAACUGGAAAACUGUUAGGCAAAGGGGUAAGGAGAAGAGUAUAUGAAACCAGAUUGAAAGGAGGCAGGGGCCAGAUAAAGACCUUGCCAGCUAUGACAUGAGUUUAUACUUUAUUUGAAGAGUUAUGAGGAACUAUUUAAGUUUUUCAGAGAUUAAAAUUAUUUGUUUUAAAAAGAUCACACUUUUGUAUAAAAAAAUCUUGAGAGACUAGGAAGCUAUUUGCAAUAGUUCAUGUAUGAAAUUUGAAUGCCAAAAACUAAUUUCCUUAGCAUUCAUUUUUAUUUAUUUUUUAUUUUUAUUUUUUAAUAUUCUGUAAGUUAUUGGGUUUCCUUUUUAAUUUUUCCAUAAGUUGCAUUCACUUUUUAAAAGACAAUGAGAUUUGUUUUAGCAUAAACAGGAAAUUCAUGGCUAAUACAUGUCACGACUUAAAUUCACCUCUAACUUAAGAAAUGCAUGUCAAAUACAUAAAAUUAUAUUUUCUACCUAUGACCAGAGUUUCAUGGGAGUUUUGAUUUUUCUAAAAUAUUUUUUGAUGCAAUAUCCAUUUUUUUCCAUGCAAUUUUGUCCUUUGUAAUAUUGAGGGUAUUCAUGAUACAGAAUUUAUUUUAAAAAAUUAUUUCUGCAAUAUUUAUUUCUCCCUUUUUUUGAGGCAGUGUCUCACUCUUGCCCAGACUGGAGUGUAGUGGCACAAUCUCAGCUCACUGCCACCUCAACCUUCUGGGCUAAUGUGAUCCUCCUACCUCAGCCUCCUCAUUUGUGGGGACCACAGGCAUGUGCUAUCACACCUGGAUAAUUAUUUUUUUUUAAUUUUUUGUAGAGAUGGGGUCUCACUGCAUUGCCCAGGCUGGUAUCAAACUCCUGGGCUCAAGCAAUCUUUCUGCCUUGGCCUCCCAAAGUGCUGGGUUACAUAAUUUCUUUUUGUUUUGUUUUCUUAAAAGAUUUGUUAACAUACCAGAUAAUUUUUUACACUUUCUGCCGCUUUUUCUAUGUCCUGCCUUUUAAAGGCAGACUUUUUGAAUGAGUUGCUAAGGACUCAGACUCUUUCUGACGAAUCACUCAUACCCAACAUGCAGGUUUUGCUACCUCUCUUUCCUCUGAAAUUUCUUGGAUCUCUUCAGAGGGAUUUAACAAAUUUCCUGUCCUUUUUCUCUUUUCUUUUUCUUUUAUUGGUUUUGUUUUGUUUUGUUGAGAUGGAAUCUUGCUUUGUCGCCUAGACUGGAGUACAGUGGCAUGAUCUCAGCUCGGCAACCUCCACCUCCUGAGUUCAAGCGAUUCUCCAUGCCUCAGCCUCCACAAGUAGCUUGGAUUACAGGCAUGCACCACCACACUCAAUUAAUUUUUUGUAUUUUUAGUAGCGAUGGGGUUUCACCACGUUGGCCAGGCUGAUUUUAAACUCCUGACCUCAAGUGAUCUGCCUGCCUCAGCCUCCCAAAGUGCUGGGAUUACAGGCAUGAGUCACUUAUCCCCCUGCCUUACAUACAUUGAUGUGUGAUAGAAAAUUCUUUUGGGCACAUCACAGCAACAAAAGUUAACCCAGCUUUACCUAUUUGUGAGUAUCUUAAGUCUCCCAAAGCAUUUGAUUGUUGCUUUCCAAGAAAAUACAGAAUUGUGGUCAUUCUCCCAUGACUAUUCUUUACUAAUAUUGAUUGCAUCUGUUGCUCUAUCCCCUUUCUGCAUUCAUAGUAACUUCUUUUUCCAAUGCUGAAGAUUAGUUUUAAUAACCUUCUGGGAGACUUCUUUUAAAAAACUUUUUUUCCUGAAGCAUAAUAAUACAUAAAGGCCUGCAGCUUUAUGAAUUUCCCCAAAUAGAACACACUUAACCAGCGCCCAGAUCAUGAGAGCCAAAUUAAUACUUUUACUACUUUUGCAAUAUUCCUAGACUCAUCUUUUAACCAUCUCUUUGCUUUCUUGUGCUAUUGUUGUGCUAUUUACUUCGAUGUGUAUUUUAUAAUCCACUAGAUAUUGUUAUGAAAGUCAAUAUUUAUAUUGGAGUUGACAAACUUUGUCUGAAGGUCCUGAGAGUAAAUAAAUAUUCUAGGUUUUCUUUUUUUUUUUUCAUUUUUUUUUGAGACAGUCUCGCUCUGUCACCCAAGCUGGAGUACAGUGGCGCAGUCUCAGCUACUGCAAGCUCCGCCUCCCAGAUUCACGCCAUUCUCCUGCUUCAGCCUCCUGAGUCGCUGGGACUACAGGCGUCCGCCACCACGCCCAGCUAAUUUUUUGUAUUUUUAGUAGAGACGGGGUUUCACCAUGUUAGCCAGGAUGGUCUCAAUCUCCUGACCUCGUGAUCCAUCCGUCUCAGCCUUCCAAAGUGCUGGGAUUACAGGCGUGAGCCACAACACCCAGCCAAUAUUCUAGGUUUUGCAGGCCAUAUAUGGUCACUGUUGCAUAUUCUUAUUUUUCUAAGCAGCUUUUUAAAGAUGUUAAUCUCAUUCUUAGCUCAAAGGCCUUGAUUUGGUCCAUAGACCAUAAUUUCCCAACACGUGACUUGUAUUUAUCAACAUAUUUACCCCUCCAGUGUUAUUUCUGCAUUUCCAAGUUUCCAAGAUCAUUUCAUACUGCCUGAAAAACCAGUAUUUCUUUUAGCGUAAGAAUGCUAUUGUAAGUUUCCUCUGUUUUUAUUCUGAAACAUCUUUAUUUCUGAAGGAUAUUUUAACUCAGUAUGAAAAGAGGUUAGCAGUUUUUCACAGUGUACAUAUGAGCCCCCCGCCGCACACUGCAAUCGUUUUUCUUAAAGGGACCUGCCUCUCCCUUAGUUGAGAAUAUUUAAGUGAACUGGCUUCAACCAUAUGUCAAAUAGUACGUUUGUGGGCUAUCCAUUUAUUUCUAGGAACCCUAUGAUUAUUUAGCCAUUGCCACCUAUAUGGUUAAAAUUCUCAUUACCAGUGCAUCCCUUGGACUCUUGGCAGAUUUUACCCAACCCCUCCCAUGCCAAGAUCCCGUGAUCUCUACUGAAAUUGGGAUCUUACUUUCAUUAAAGAAGUUCUGCAUCAUCUACAGUCUAAAGAGCGUGGGUACCACAGGGUUGUCCAAGGAUGGUGGUACGUUCCUCACCAAUGUAUUUCUUAAUACCCUGAUGGGAGUGUCUUUUGGCCUUUCUCUGGCUAAGGGAAAAAAUGAACAUAAUAAUUCAUUCUGAUAGUUACAUCAUCUCCCUCUAAAGCAGGGGUGUCCAAUCUCUUGGCCUCCCUGGGCUACACCAGAAGAAGAAUUUUCUUGAGCCACAAUAACUGAUAGCUAUCAUUAGUGUUCAUGUAUUUUAUAUGUGGCCCUAGACAGUUCUUCCAAUGUGGCCCAGGGAUGCCAAAAGAUUGGACACUGGAUUCCAACCAGUAUGACUUUUCAGAUAUCUGAGAUUUUACUACACUCAUUGCAAUGGUAGUUUUCCCACAGUGCAAUUCUCUGAUAUAGGUUUGAAAUAUUGCAGAAAUUCUCUACAUUCAUUUGUACAGUUGCUUUUUCUCCUACAAGAGUAUUAAAAUUUAAGUAUUGCAUUGUAAAUGAAGGCAUUCCCAAAUCACUGUAUUUGUAUCACUUUGGUUAAUUGGAGAUUGCUCCAAAGUAAACGUUCUCAAUGUUGGCUGCACUCAACAAAAACUAGAGGGGAAAGAUUUGAUGUAGUCAGGGGUUGGCCAAGUUUUUCUGUAAAGGGCUAGAUAGUAAAUGUUUAGCCUUUAUGGCUGUAUAUUAAACUCUUCAGUUGUAGAGGUAAGGAGCCAUAGACUAUAAAUGAAUACCUGGCCCAUGGGCUGUAGCUUGAUGACCUCUGAUAUAGUUGAUGAGGUGCAUCCCCACAGAGUAAACAGUAGGAAGGAAAGUGGAUGUGGUGCAGAU